Cannabis sativa is the source of this 2056-nucleotide messenger RNA. RefSeq lists its product as uncharacterized. The record is from RefSeq and is a predicted model, not a curated record. The transcript is spliced from 6 exons. Bases 233 to 1795 code for a protein of 520 amino acids. NCBI's taxonomy places the organism in Eukaryota, Viridiplantae, Streptophyta, Magnoliopsida, Rosales, Cannabaceae.
AUUAAGUGUUAUGAGAGACGAGUGUUAACUCCGGCAAAGGUAGUGUUUUUAUUUUUUCCUCAAAUUCACGCAGUAAACCCUAAACUUUCUCUGUGCCGCCGCUCCAGUUGUCUUCUCCGGCCAACCCUCGUCUCCGGCUCUCUACCCUUUAUCAGUGUAUUUUGGCUUCAGGCUAAAUAUAUAAAGGAAUUUCUUUGAAGUAUUUGUAACUAGCAAGACUAGGUUCUUUGGGAUGUCUCCUGCUCAACCAUUAAUGAAUAUUGGAGGAGCAAACCGUAAACCAAAUAUUUUUGCACCUGAAAAGAGAAAUAAGGGUUUGGCAGCAAGAUUAGCUAUGAAGGGCAUAGGUUGCAGUAGUAAUUGUGAGGACAAUAUGAUUGGAUUUGAAGAUUUUAUCAAUAGCCAAAAUAAGGCGGCUGCCAGGGAGGUAGAGGUUGACAUAACUGAAUGGAAAAAUAAUUCUGACAUGAGAUUAGCUGAGAGAGAUGACCCUGAUGCUACUGAAUAUUCAAGCUCAUUUCAAGACACUGCUUCUGAAGCUGACAAUUGUUCCGGGUUCAGUGAAGGCGAAGUGGAAUCACAAUUUUUCGGAGAUAAUGGAUUUGGAUCUUCAUUUAAUGCAUUUAGUAGCGUAUUUCAUAUGAGGAAGAAGAAAUUGACAAAUCAUUGGAGGAGCUUCAUACGCCCUGUGAUGUGGCGUUGCAAAUGGACGGAAUUAAGGAUCAAAGAAAUUGAUUCUCAAGUGUCAAAGUAUGCAAGAGAUCUUGCAGCAUAUGAUGAGGGUAAACAUUUGGGAUCAGAACAAAUUACGACGACAGAUGGGUUUUGUUCAAAGUCAUUGCCAUAUUCGCGUCCAUAUGGCAGAAGAAAGGCUAUGAAGAGGAGGAAGCGGAAGAAAGUUGAAGACACUGAUGCAACAUCAUACAUGUCACAACAUAAUCUUUUCUCUUAUCUUGAAAAUAAGAGGUCAGAUCCUGAUAGCAGCUCUUUGGCUGAAGAAUUCGGUAAUGCAGUGACCACUGAGCAGAAUGUUGAUUGCAAUGACAAACUUGGUACCAGUGAUGAUUGGGCAUCGUUUGAGUUCAGAGAUAGUGAUGCUUCCAUGGAGCAAGUUCUUUCUAAUAUUGAGAAAGUGCACGCUUGGGUUCAGAAGUUGAAGGGUCAAAUAGACACGGUGAUGUCCAAGAAUGCUCCUAAGUUCUCUUCAUCAGAGAACUUGAGUCUUCUUGCACCUUUAGAUGUUCAGACCAGCUCAGCUCACAGUCCUGCAUUUUCUACUGGCAAUGCAGAUGCAGUAUCUGCUGGGCCUAUGUACACUGAAAACCAACAUAUAACGGACUAUGAUAUUGGCGAUCUAGUUCUUCCCGAAAGUGUUGUGUCAAGUUUCGGAGAAGCUGUCUCUGUUCCUGAUAUUAUUGAAAGCACUGUAGGACUGCUGUCUUCUGCUGAUGUCACCCUUCAUCAGCCACAAUUUGGAGACUCAAGUGAAGAUAUUGUGGAUAACGUCCUGAUACAUGAAGAGGCAGCGGAAGGAGAGAGAAGCACUUUCCUAAGGCCAAAACUUGAACCACUUUUAAUAUGUAAACAAGAACCCAUGAAUCCUUCUAGUUCAAUUCCACCAUCAGAACAACCUGACCCGGUGUUGAAUGGCAUUGCUCCUCACGAGCAAUCAACUCUGAAAUCGUGUCUAGCUUCUGAUGUCCAUUUCCCCAGAAGUAAAAGAAAGAGAGGGGAGCGGAAAGCUGGCUCGGUUGUUUGGAACAAGCGUUGCUCAGGCGACACCGAAAGCCAAUGAGCUAGAAAAAGGUUCCUCUAAUCUAUGUAAUGUAUCUGUACAUAGUUUUUUUCAUUCUUUUUUCCUUAACUUCAUGGAAAUGACAAUUUGUUCUCAGGUGAAAAAUAACAUCAGCAUUGUGAAAGUAAGGAGUUAAUUACUUAAUUUAGUCAACUAAUGUAGAUUGUUCCUCGUUAUUAUUGAUGUUGGUGAUAAUGUCAACUGGGAAUGUAAACAACAAGAGCUUAGUGUUAUAAAUAUGUUGUGUCAUUGGAUUCGUUA